Molecule: messenger RNA, 1937 nt
Organism: Oryzias melastigma (Indian medaka)
Lineage: Eukaryota; Metazoa; Chordata; Actinopteri; Beloniformes; Adrianichthyidae
Gene: scamp4
Product: secretory carrier membrane protein 4
Exons: 7
Coding region: 270-971 (233 amino acids)
Biological process (GO): protein transport
Cellular component (GO): trans-Golgi network membrane; recycling endosome membrane
Source: RefSeq, a predicted model, not a curated record
GGAUUUGGGGUCAUGUUACAGUCACGCGUUUCCCGUUUGCCGCCCAGACAACUCCUGGACUUUGUAGUUCUGAUCAUCCCGCCGGCACAUUGAGAAAAGAGGAAGGGGGCAAGUCGGGAACUACAAAAGGGCAAACCGUGACGCGCAGCCGCAGAACGUUUGAAAGGGGGGUCGAAAAAGCGCAUCCUGAAUGAUUUCUGGAUCUCUGAAGUUGUCGACGGAAGCGAGAGGAGAUAAGAAGUUCUUGCGGAAAGACGCAGGAUUUCAAAAUGACAGAAAGAGCAAAUAACUUUCCUCCCCUGCCUAAAUUUCUAAGAAUAAAACCAUGCUUCUACCAGAAGAUUGAUGAAGAAAUUCCUGCUCAGUACCAGCAACUGGUGCACAGAGUGUUCACGCUGUGGAUAAUGUACUCAGGGACGCUUUUUCUAAACGUGAUUUCAUGCAUUGCUUGGUGGGCAGGAGGUGGAGGGGCCACUAACUUUGGCUUCUCCUUGCUUUGGCUCAUCCUCUUCAGCCCCUGUAGUUACACCUGCUGGUUCAGACCUCUCUACAAAGCUUUCAGGGCUGAUAGCUCCUUCAACUUCAUGGCCUUCUUCUUCAUCUUUUUCCUCCAGUGUGUGUUGGCUCUUAUUCAGACUUUAGGUAUCUCUGGCUGGGGAACAUGCGGCUGGAUUGCCACAGUGAUGUUUUUCAGCACCAAUGUGGGCUCCGCUAUAGUGAUGCUUAUCACGGCUCUGCUCUUCACUCUGGUGACUCUUUUAAUGGUAUUGGUUCUCAUCAAGGUGCACAGAUUGUACCGGGGUGGCGGCGGCAGCCUGGAGCGCGCUCAGGAAGAGUGGAGCACUGGUCUGUGGAAAAACGCUCCGGUGAGGGAAGCUGGACUCAAUGCUGUUGCUCACACAGCACAAGGCCCCAGUUUGCCCGAGUACCCCGCUUCUGUACCAAGUUACCCUGACAACAGCAACUGGUAAUGGCUGAGAAUCACCCCUAGAUGGCGACGGGUGAUCAGCCAUUUACACUGUGCUUGAAGAAGCAGUGAUGGGUGUGUCUUAAAUAAGAGAACUAAAGCAGUUAUAGUAGGUUCUCUUCCAGAGUUCAUUAGAAAAAAAAUGCCAUUCCAUUUCAACUUUGUUUACAAAAAGUUUAUAAGAAUGGAUGAGUACAGUUCUCUGGUUGAAGAACUGAUUUAUUUAGGAAGUUUUUUGGAUAAUAAUUGGAUUUUCAAAUAGGAGAGUGAACCAUUACAUAGGUGUGUAUAGAGCAUGUGCCUUAUGGAACUCAAAGAUCUGAAUUCUUGGUGUGGUCAUGAAUUUUUUUGUAUAAAAUCACCUCCAUGCUGCAUGGUUUCUGUAUGGUGCAGCUGUUUGCUUCUAUUCCAGCUUUAUUUUUGAUAUUCACCUAUAUGUUUUAAUACGACCCACACAUUAUGCAUGGGAAAAAUGUCUUGCCUUAACAAAUGCAGCUUUUUUUGUUUUUUUUUAGUGAAAUCCGAUAUAUGCUUCAGUGAAGCAACUAUUCUUUAUUUUACUGAUGUGCCAAAACACACCUCUUUCUAUUUUGAUACUGGAGAAGGUCACACCCAAAGUAGGCUGUGUGCUUUAGUGCUUUAUUCUCCUAUUUUUUUGUUUUUCUGGAGCUUCUUUGUUUGGCUUUGAGCAGUCUGAGAAAUCCCAUCGACUGCUCUUAGUGUUGUUACUAUCUCUGCAUGUAGGGUUUUUUAUGUGGGGCAUGACUCGCCUGUCAAAGCUUGUAUGAAGUUUAAACUCUAACUAAGAGAAAAUAAGUGUGCAUUACCUAUUGUUACUAAAGUGUCUUCUGUGGCUGACUGCCAAAUUUAAUAUCACAUUUGUCUGUCAUUUUACCAUUGACACAAACCAACACUAAUGUGACAUUUAAAUACUAUUGCAAGAUUUCAAUAAACAUUGUUGUUCACAUCA